This is a messenger RNA of Symbiodinium sp. CCMP2456, 1212 nucleotides long. NCBI's taxonomy places the organism in Eukaryota, Dinophyceae, Suessiales, Symbiodiniaceae. The record is from the annotation of a GenBank genome assembly.
AUGCCGCCUUUCAGCCCCUUGCGUGCGGUUGCCUAUGGCGCUUUGCCCUGCGUCUCUCCGACGGCUGAGCAGUGGGCACAGGGCAUGGAGUCCUGCAAUUACUAUGGUCUGCCCUCCGAGGACAUGCUGCAAGAGGGCUAUGCCAUACAAUGGGGAGCAGAGGGUCGCAAUGACCUCGGGCGCAUGAAGGCUUUGGGCGCCAAUGCUGUUCGCCUGUAUCACUCGCUGGGGCUGGAAUCCGAGGGCAGCCACCAGGGAUUCCUCGAUCGCGCGAGCGAAUUGCAGCUGAAUGUGAUGCCAGGUUUCCACAGCACUGAGCCCAGCCUUUGCGACGACUUCGACUGCUUCGAGUUCUGGAGGGAUGCGACUCUCAAAGGCUUCGAGCAAGGCUUCGCUGCCGACGGCCAGUGGCAUCCGGCUGUGUCAGCAUUGAUCCUCCUGAACGAGCCCGACUUCUUCGAACACGACCCGCUCUGCAAGGGUAGAGGUGCUUUUUGUCGAGUGAAGGCGGCGAUCUCGGCCUUGGAUGGUGUUCUGGCUGCUGAGGACUUCGCCGGAGUGGCGCCCGGGCGGGUGCACCUUACUGUGACAUGGUCCUUCGCCAUGCGGACGUCUAUUGAUGAUGUGGUGCAGGGUCCUGGCACUUUUGGGUUUCAGGACAUGCUGGCUGUGGUGAAAGACCCGAGCUUGGUAGACUACACACCGCGGACGCCACUGAGUCGGAUACAGUCUGAGUUCGAGAAGAGGUGGGUGCAUGGCUUGAACACCCAGUCGCCAUGGUCCUUUGUCAGCGAGUUCGUCUCCCAGCACUACGAGAAAUACGACAACUUCGGCAACCUUCCCUGGUUCAUUGGCGAGUAUGGAGCAAAUGGCCAGGACGAGGACGUCAUCAUCUCGGACUUGACGUCGAUGGAGCAACGUGCCGUGGAUGACUCGCUCUUCUUGGGGGCUGCUGUGUUCCAGUUUCAGACGGCCUACAGCAAGGGGGGUUCGGAGUUGAACUUCGGACUCUACAGCUUGGGCACAAGGAAAUUGGGUAUGACGGGGGACGUCUGCGACCGGAAAAGCCCUUGCAUGAAGUGGCCGGUGUUCUGCCUGAGCACGGAGCUGCCAUGGUUCCAGUCGAAGCCCCAACUGGCCAAGCGGGCAACAGCAGUGGCGGCAGCUUGGGCUGGCGAUGCCACAGCCGAUUCGCCCGGCUUGUGUUCAUGA